UCUGCUUUGGUUCAGCGCUAUUCAUUCGAAAUUAGGUAAUUUGUGAACAUCUUUCUUCUACUUUUCAUUAGAGUAGUGAGAAUGUCUUCUGAAGAGACGGUUAGUGAUGAAAGGAUCAGGGGAAGGGUUAAGGAGGGAGAGGUGGAAGAUUUAGGGGUGCCCCAAAAUAUUUUGGAGAAAGAAAAUGAAAGGGAUGAGUGUUUCAACCCUGAGGAGGAGAUUGUUUCCGAGAUUAUUAGUAAGGCCGGUAAAGAGGAGAAAGAGGGCUUGUUCGGCCCGGGGGGACCACUGGAUGCCCAUGUAUUCCCAUUACAUGACGGUUGGAUUGCGGUUCCCCAUUCCAAAGUUGCUGGUGUGAGUGUUGAUGAAGUAUGGUUUGGGGUUGACUCAACUCACCCCAAACGUUGUACGACUGGUGAUAGCCUUUGCGGCCAGGUAGUUAAUAGGAAAAAGAGGGGUUUGUUCAGUGUCAGGCCGUGUUCCAUCAAAGGAUGGACAGAUAAGUUCUUUUUUGUGGAUGAUAGUGAGUGGGACAAGACAGAUGCUGAAGUGGAGGACCUGAAUUGGGGGGAUGAAGGCAUACUGGAUAUUAUGGAGUUCACAAGUCAAAGGAUGUUAGAUGCAGCUAAGAUCUAUGGGCCAAAUUCGCGGAGCGGAGAAGAGAUGAACAAGUUCUUGGAGGCAGCCGACGGUGUUGGCAUCCCUAAGAAGGGGAGGAGGAAGAGGGCUGAGGUUGGGAGGCAAGGUGAAGUGAGCUCGGCAACUCAGUUCGAGGCUCAAGCCUUAGCCGUUUCUCAACCCAGCAAUGUGGGGGCUGAGGUGACAGUGGCUAAGAGGGAGGGGCUUGUUGCUGCUCGACCCUCAGCUAUGGCUACUGAUAUCGCAACUAGACUCCGAGAGCAAGGGUAUAUCCGCUUGCAGACGACAAGCUUCUAUGAAUCUGGGAUGAAAAGCACAGCGAAAAGGUUUAUCAACGCCUACUUCUCGGAGGUGGAUCGCCAACGUGCAAGAGAUGUGGUGGCUACUAGAGGGUUAGUGAGGUGGUGUGUCAAGCCCUUGAGGUAUGAGAUUCCUACUUCGCUUGAAGCUGUGAAUCUUAUGAAUGUGUUGGCGAAUGAGCAUCACAAGAGCCUGAGGGAUAAGACUCAGUUAAGGAAGGAGAAUGCCAAGCUCGUUAAGAAAAAUGAAGACGCCGAGCUUGAGGUGGCCAAAUUGAGGUCCAAGAUAGAGAAGCUUAAAAAGGAGAAUGCCACCUUGAAGAGAGACUCAGAGCUCUCGUAUGAAAAAUGGAAAAUUUGUGAAGACGAGCUCAAGAAGGAAAAAGAGUUGGACAAGGUAAGGAAGGCAACAGCUGAGCUGAAGCUCAAAGUCCACAACUCCAUUGAAGAGCACGUGGCAAAGUUCUUGAGGUCUAGUACUUUUGACAACAUUGUUAAUCUCUACCAGCUCCCAACUGCAAUUGUAGCCUUUUCCGACUAUCGCAGGGGUCGAACCAUUUUCCCUCCGAACUUCAGUUUUGAGUUCAUGCCGGUGGCUGACGAAAGGAGCGGAGGUGCUGACAAGCUAGAUCAGCUUGCUGAAUGGCUCCUUACUUCGUCCAUCUUUGUAAAAAUGAUUUACUUGUAAACAAUUCAAUUUUUAGUUAAUAAAUUCAAUUUUUGGUA
Molecule: messenger RNA, 1664 nt
Organism: Rubroshorea leprosula
Lineage: Eukaryota; Viridiplantae; Streptophyta; Magnoliopsida; Malvales; Dipterocarpaceae
Source: the annotation of a GenBank genome assembly